Molecule: messenger RNA, 768 nt
Organism: Vigna unguiculata (cowpea)
Lineage: Eukaryota; Viridiplantae; Streptophyta; Magnoliopsida; Fabales; Fabaceae
Product: caffeoyl-CoA O-methyltransferase 5-like
Molecular function (GO): O-methyltransferase activity; S-adenosylmethionine-dependent methyltransferase activity
Source: RefSeq, a predicted model, not a curated record
AUGGCUGUCACACAGGAACAAGAACAAACCCUCGGCCACAAAGAUCUAGCUCACAAGACCCUCCUUCAGAGCGAUGCACUCUACCAGUAUAUACUUGACACCAGUGUACACCCAAGAGAACAUGAAAGCCUCAAGGAGCUCAGACAGAUGACAAAAAACCACCCUUGGAACCUCCUGGCUAUACCACCAGACGAAGGACAAUUUCUGAGCAUGCUUGUUAAGCUCAUGAAUGCCAAGAACACAAUGGAAAUUGGUGUAUACACCGGUUACUCUCUUCUUUCCACUGCCCUGGCUCUUCCCACUGAUGGAAAGAUUUUGGCUUUGGAUGUGAAACGCGAAUACUAUGAUAUGGGUUUACCCUUCAUUGAAAAAGCUGGUGUGGCUCACAAGAUCGACUUCAGAGAAGGACCUGCUCUUCCUUUUCUUGACGAGCUGCUUAAAGAUGAAAGUAAGAAGGGAAGCUUGGAUUUCGUUUUCGUGGACGCUGACAAGGAUAACUACUUGAACUAUCAUAAGAGGGUGAUUGAGCUAGUGAAGAUCGGGGGGCUGAUUGGGUACGACAACACCCUAUGGCAUGGAUCUGUGGCUGCACCACCUGAUGCACCUAUGGAUGAUUUCGUCAAGACUCAUCGCGCUCAUAUGAUUGAGCUCAACAAGUAUCUGGCUCAAGAUUCUAGGAUUGAGAUUUGCCAGCUCCCUGUGGGUGAUGGCCUUACCCUGUGCCGCCGCAUGAUCUGAUCUUUUCUUCCCAUCCCAUGACCACCUUUC